AUGGAAUUUGCAUGGAAGACAGGGGAAAGAAAACUGACAGUUGAAUCAGACACAAAAGUGAGCAUACAACUGUCAAAGGAAGCCUCCAAGGAUUGCCCUCACCACAACCUGAUCAGAAAGGCGCAAGAAUGGUUGAAGAAGGAUGGGAAUGCCAGCUGGUGCCAUGUUUGGAGGGAGAGCAACUCCUGUGCAGAUCAUCUAGCUAAAAAUGAGCCUAAAUUUGCCUCCAGGAUUAUCGGAGUCAAGAGCCCACCAUUUUCAAUUAUGUUGUUGCUGUGUUUUGAUAUCAGAGGAAAAUCCGUCGGCAAAUUCAGGAGCGUUUCGAAGUCAUGGCGUUCUCUUCUCUCCGACCCUGUAUUCAUCAAAGCCCACUUCGAUCUCCACCUCCAUCACCCCCAAAAAUUUAUCCUCUCUUCUUCUCCUCCCACAGAAAAAUCAACUUUGUCCAUCCUAUCUUUCAACCCCACUGGCAGCGCUGACAACGAUGGCAUUUCAAAAAAGCUCACGCUUCUAGAGAACAAAUUGACCGGCGCCACUAUUAUCGGUUCUUGCAAUGGGUUGGUCUUAGUUUCAAAAUUCAAGAGGAGGAGUCGCGAUACUAAGUACUAUUUGAUAAACCCCACAACCAUGGAGCUCGUGGGAAUACCCGUGAACCCUUUGGCUCCGUGGGCUCGUCGAGGUGGGAUUGGUUUCGGUUAUGAUAGAUCUAAUGAUGACUAUAAAAUCGUCAUGUUUUUUGGGAGUGACAAGGUUAACAACGAUGCUUAUCUCGAUGUUUUUAGUCUGACGAGCGGAACUUGGAGGAGAAUCGAUGUUCUGUGUGAUCGUCCUGCUGAUGUUAAAGGGGUGUUUCUGAACGGUGCUGUACAUUGGUUGGGGGAGUGUGAUGGUUCACUGAUUAUGUCUUUCGAUUUGAGUUCUGAGGAAUUUAAGCCUCUGCCUGGGCCUUCUUCUCCUCCCGAAGAUUCUUUUUUCGAUCGUAUUGAAGUUUUUGGUGGAUGUCUAGCAGUGGUUGCCUUCACGGGUUAUUCUACUGAAGUUUCGUUGAAUAGGGGUUUUUAUAUGGAUGUUUGGAUGAUGAAGGAGUAUGGUGUUCAAGAAUCUUGGACCAAGUAUAGACCUAAUACGCACCCCGAUACGUGUCUUUCUUUACCUGUUUGCCUAUUGGGGGAUGAUGAUCUUGUUCUGCAUGUGCAUCAGAGUUUGCACAAACUUGUUGUGCACAGUCUGACAGGAGAAACUAAGAGGGACAUGUCGGUGACUGGCAUUGGAAAUGCGUUUAGGGAUGUAAAGGGCUUUUGCGAAAGUCUUGUAUCGCCUAUUUUCUACAGUCAGAAAUGGAACCAACAUAAACUGGGGGUUUGA
This is a messenger RNA of Coffea eugenioides, 1365 nucleotides long. RefSeq names its product F-box/kelch-repeat protein At3g06240-like. The transcript has 2 exons. The record is from RefSeq and is a predicted model, not a curated record. Gene Ontology annotation, molecular function: nucleic acid binding; protein binding; RNA-DNA hybrid ribonuclease activity. NCBI's taxonomy places the organism in Eukaryota, Viridiplantae, Streptophyta, Magnoliopsida, Gentianales, Rubiaceae. The coding region runs from base 1 to 1365 and encodes 454 amino acids.